UGAACGGUAUUACGAACGCACCUGACAUUCAGACGAACAGAUGUUUUCAAGGGAGAUAUUCACAACGCAAGUGCACUGUGUUAUCCAAUUAAGAUCAAGGAAAGUUAAAAGGGAAUAAGAAUGGGCAUAAAUAAUACUAGAUACUACCGGUUCUAACGUUGCCUGUCGUAUUCUUGCACGCGACUGCAAGUUUGACAGUACGUGGUAAGGGUGGGGGCCACAGUGCGCAGCCAUAUUGGCUACUUGUGACUUUUGGGAGGAAGCGAGCAAAAAAUAACACAACUUUUCUCGUUUCUAUGCGAAAAAAUGUUGCCUUCGAGGAUUUUUCAUUGAUUUCACACGUUGGUCUUGUUAGCGCAAACACGAUUACGAUAGAACGUGUGAUCAUUUAUACAAGCUCAAUCUUUUUUACGAAAAAUGAGUUUCUUUGGGUUCGGUCAGUCGGCUGACAUAGAGAUUACAUUGGAUGGUGCAGAGAACAGGAAGACUGCAGACAUAAAAUCUGAAGAUGGCAAAAAAGAGCGCCACUUGUUAUAUUAUGACGGUGAAACCGUUUCUGGAAAGAUUAAUAUUAGUCUCAGGAAAGCUGGUAAAUUGGAACAUCAGGGUGUAAAAGUAGAAUUUAUUGGACAAAUUGAAUUAUAUUAUGAUAGAGGAAAUCAUCAUGAAUUCACAAGUCUAGUCAAAGAAUUGACUAGGCCAGGAGAAUUAACUCAUAAUACAGUGUAUACUUUUGAAUUUGCAAAUGUAGAAAAACCAUUUGAAAGCUAUACAGGAUCAAAUGUACGAUUAAGAUAUUUUCUCAAAGUGACAAUUGUUCGAAGACUUAGUGAUAUUGUUAAAGAACUUGAACUAGUUGUGCACACUCUUAGUUCCUAUCCAGAUAUGAACAAUCCUAUUAAAAUGGAAGUUGGAAUUGAAGACUGUUUGCAUAUCGAAUUUGAGUAUAAUAAAAGCAAAUAUCAUUUAAAAGAUGUUAUUGUUGGGAAAAUAUAUUUUCUUUUGGUUAGAAUAAAAAUCAAACACAUGGAAAUUGCCAUAAUAAAACGGGAAACUACUGGAUGUGGUCCACAUACAUUUACGGAAAAUGAAACUAUAGCAAAAUACGAAAUAAUGGAUGGAGCACCUGUCCGAGGCGAAUCUAUUCCAAUAAGAGUGUUUUUAGCCGGUUACGAUUUAGCACCCACAAUGCGUGACAUCAAUAAAAAAUUCAGUGUUAGAUAUUAUCUUAAUUUAGUUCUAAUGGAUGAAGAAGAUCGUAGAUACUUUAAACAACAAGAAAUAACGUUAUGGAGAAAGGGUGAAAAAAGUAGAAAAUCUCAAACUGCUUCACCACAUAUGCCAUCGCAUUUGGUAUCAGCAGAAACGGGAUUUCCGCAAGGAGCUACUCAAAAUGGUCCACCAUCCAUGCCACCAGCUGUCCAACAAGGACAACUACCAUCCACUAACAUUACCAAUGUAGAGGAUGCGCAAGCACCCAUAGAAAGUAUGACACGUGAAGAAGGAGAUGGUGAAGGUGCAAACGAAGUUAACCCUGAAAGUAACUGAAUUUUUUCACAUAAAACAGUUACUGAAGUCAAUGGAAGUUUUACUCUUUCAGAGAAUCAGUAACAACUUCGCAAGAUUCGGCACGGAACUAGUAGUUUUGAACAGAAUUCCUCUUAAUGCUGUAAAGAGAAAUUGAAUUUUAGGAACUUCAAAAAAUCGAAACAUCUGCGAGUAAAGUUGUAAAUAUUUUGGAUACCUAUAAAUAAUGCGGAUGAUUAAAUUGAAUAAGUAGCCAAUUAUCGAUCAAAAUUUCAAAUUAUCAAGAUCUAUAGAUAAUGUACUAUGGUGUCUGAUGGGACAAACAUGAAGUAAUUAAGACAUAAUAUAA
Molecule: messenger RNA, 1876 nt
Organism: Habropoda laboriosa
Lineage: Eukaryota; Metazoa; Arthropoda; Insecta; Hymenoptera; Apidae
Gene: Vps26
Product: vacuolar protein sorting-associated protein 26B-like
Exons: 6
Coding region: 418-1548 (376 amino acids)
Biological process (GO): retrograde transport, endosome to Golgi; intracellular protein transport
Cellular component (GO): retromer complex; endosome
Source: RefSeq, a predicted model, not a curated record